This is a messenger RNA of Nanorana parkeri, 310 nucleotides long. RefSeq names its product histone H2B type 3-B-like. The coding region runs from base 17 to 310 and encodes 97 amino acids. Lineage: Eukaryota; Metazoa; Chordata; Amphibia; Anura; Dicroglossidae. The record is from RefSeq and is a predicted model, not a curated record. The transcript has 2 exons. Gene Ontology annotation, molecular function: DNA binding; protein heterodimerization activity.
AUUGGAAAUUCCAGAAAUGAAGUCUUCUCCUGCAACUGUAAAGAGAAUGGAGGCCAUGAGCAAGAACAUUCCUCAAAGGACUGUGGGACGAAUGAUGAGGGCAAAAUACUCUAAUUAUAUCUACAGGGUAAUAAAACAGGACAGCCAGGCGCAAGACACCCAUAUCUCCAAGGACCUAAUGCUUUCCAUAGCUUCUGAAGCUGCCAGACUGUGUCUGUACAACAAGAGACGGACCAUCACAAGGCGAGAGGUUGAGAGCGCCAUGAAGAAUGUUUUAUCUGGAGGGGAUCCUACUGCUCUCGAAGAAUAG